UGUUCUGUAGGCAUAUCGAUAGACUGUUCCAGUGCGAUUUCUGUCAGUUUUGAAUCGAGCGGCGUACAGAGUAGAGGUAGCCAUUUGAACACACUCUGACCGUGUCUAGAAGCGGAGCGCAGUGAAGCAAAAAUUAUUACAGGCUAACUCUUAGUUUGUUUUUCUGCCAAGGAGUCAAUCGAUUAGAACAGAACGUAGUACAAGUGCCAACUAUCAGACCAGUUUUUGUUUUUGAACAUUGAACCGAAAAGCCGCCAGUUUCGCGCGGAAUCUCUGAACACACCAAUAAAAAAACAGAAAAUCGUCCGGUACACAUACUAAUAACAAAACAGAACAAAAGGGAAUUUCUUACCUGUUUUCGCCCCCGCGAGAUUCGAAACCAGCUUCGGCACCGUACAGCGCACCGAAAAAAAAAGAAGAAGAGUGCUCUUUGAAAAAGAAUAAAAAUUUCGAAUUUCUAAAAAAGAAAAGCUGUGACAAGGAAGUGCAAAAGUGCUCAAGUGUAAAAAGUGAAAUAUAGGAAAAUCAUUCUUUGCAGAUUGGCAAAAAUAGUGCAUUUUCUGAUUACCCACCGCCAGUUUUCGAUCAAGUCUCUGCACGAGUGGAAACUGGAAACGAAGUGAAACACGGUGCUUAUUUUGUGACACGCGCGGGUAUAGGUAAAAAAAUCGACAAGCCCCUCGGUGAGCCGGGUUCAGCCUGCCUGUCUGCCAGAAAUAGCUGUUCGUUCGCAGGAAAAAGGAAGAAUAUCCGAAGUUUCUAAGCAAGAAAUAGUGCAUCCAAGCCUGCUGCCACCGAAGGAGAACUGAAAAGUCGUCAACAGAAGCUCCUGUUAGCAAAACAACGGAGAAUGUCUACCGCGAUUAUGCACACCGGGGCGUUCUAUGAUUUUGGUGAUUUCACACUAAAGAAUCAAACAAAUUCCAGAAGCACAGCGCAGAUGACCAUUUCGAGCACCAAUAGCACAAACAAUGCCUCUAGCAACAACAGCAGCAGCAACAGUUCUCUGAUUGGUAACAAUGGCCAUCAUGUUACCAGCAGCCAGAUUUUACUGCAGCAGAAUUUCAACGUAGUCCACCAGCAGUCCCAUCCUCAACACCACCAACAGUCACAUCUUCAACAGCAACAGCACCAGAACCACAAUCACUCACAGCACCAUCAGAAUCAGUCGCAUCAUCCACUACAGCAACAGCAGCACACCACCCGGCAGUUGCUGAUUCACAAUGCACUUACCCGCACUACGUCACACCCGGUCGGAUCAAGCUCGACGGCUACACAAGCCGCCGCCACGAUGGAAUCGCUAAUGGAACUGCUCCGAAUGUCGACUGCCGCCGGCGUUCUGGCCCAGCAGUCGAACAGAUCAACUAGCGGUGCCGGUGGUGCUUCAUCUGCCGCGGCCGCCGCAGCUGCUGUCGCUGUCGUAUCCAGUGGGGGUGGCGGUGGUCACCGGAAGCUGGAACGUACCCAGUCAGAACCACUGCCGCAGCAGGUCAACACCUCAAGAUACAAAACCGAACUGUGUCGACCAUUCGAGGAAGCGGGUGAAUGUAAAUACGGCGAUAAGUGCCAAUUUGCGCAUGGCAUGCAGGAACUACGCAACCUCCAGCGUCAUCCGAAGUACAAGACCGAACUUUGUCGCACGUUUCACAGUGUCGGCUUCUGUCCGUACGGGCCCCGGUGUCACUUUGUGCACAACGCGGAAGAGGCCCGCAAUCACAACCGUUCAGUGGCGGCAUACCAUGCGCAGUUGGCUGCGGCCAGUGCAGCAGCUGCCGUCAAUUCCAGCGGCAGCAACAGUGGUGGAAAUCACAAUCAAUCGUCGAAUGCGGCCACGACUGCAUUGCUACAGCAAGCCCAGCUCCAGCACACGGCAGAGUUGCUCCAGCAGCAACGCCAACAGCAUCUGCAACAGCAUCAACUUCCGCUCAGUCCGGCCUUGUCGAUGUCAACCGGUUCGGAUCGGGCUUCACCGAUAGGAUCCCUAUCACUUUCGCCUACAACUUCGAUGGCGAGUUUCUUCCCAGAACAAAGUAGCCCAACAUUCCCGUCGACAAACCAACAGAGCGCAUUCAAUUUCCCAGCAUCGCCACCGGCUAGCCCGAUCGAUGGGGGACUAUCGCCAAUGUCCACCCCUCCGCCACCUUCUCCUUCGUUGGUAUCACUCUCCGGUAAGGUGGCAACAGGAAACAAUAGCAAUAGCUGCUCCAACAUCGACGGGGAAGCACGUCUUCCGGUUUUCAAUCGACUCAGUUCCACGGUGGACGCUUUCACCAACAUGAUGAUCUAAACAAAAAAGCAAGGCGGUGGUGUUGUGAUGGAGGUGAUCUGGUGCACAUGUCGGGCUAUUGACACUUUACUUGAAUCUGUUCUUUGCUCAGUACGCACGCACGAAGUUUAAGCAAUCGAAAGCCCGCGCGCACACGCACAAACUCCCACAAACAAAUGAUUCUGUAAAUACUAAUCCAUCGAAUGCACUUGUGUGGGUGUUUUUUUUUCAAGUUUAAUUGGGGUUUAUAAAUAUUCGAAGGGUAAAAUUGUAAGCGAAAGCUGCAGUAAAUAAGAAACGCACAGAUAUUUAUUUAAACAAACAAGUAGUAGAAACGUUUAUGGAGACAUUAAAAACAAACGUUUUCCAAUUGAAACACAUCCGCGCGCGAACGCAACUAUACAAAGACGAACGGAGAAGUAAACACUUAUUUAACUAUUUAUUAUUAUAUUAAACUUAUAAUUCUUAUUUAAAUUGAACGAUGCGAAAACACACGCACGCCUACAACAACCACAAAAAAACGAUGUACGUAAAUUACCACAAAUUCAAGUUGGUGGUGCGGCGAUAAUCGAGCAACAUUCUUGUAUGAGUGCGUGUGUUCCGAGAGUGUCAUGGGUGUGCGUGGAUAUUCCUUCGUGUACAGAAUCAACGAGAGCUUCCAGUGAGAAACUUUUUUUCAAUUUCACAAAACAAUGGCAAACGAAACAAAACACUGCAAAACACCGACGGAAUUAACAAAUUCUCCUUCGUUCACAUCUACGAUUAUUAUCAUUGCUAUUAAUAUUACUAUCAUUAUUAUUAUUAUUAUUAUUAUCGACCAUAUCUUGAUUAUUUUUUAAUUUAUUUUAUUUAUUUUUCUUUGCUUAAUUUUCUCAUUUUAUUACGAAAGGAAAGCAAUUUAAUGAAAGAUUAGUUCUACUACAUACAAUUAUUAAGAAAAGAUAGAAACAAAAAAAUAAUCAGCAGUUCAUUUAAGAUACAACCAUAAUUGAAAGUGUAAUCAAUGAGCUGAUUUUCAUUGGUAGCAGGCGAAGGCACGCAUCUACACGCUGUAUCAAGCUUUCCUGUUCUAUUUCUGAAAUAUAUAAUUUGUAGUUAUUUUUGCUUCAAAACAACCCUAUAAUGUGAAUUAUUACUCUUGUGUUGAGCCGAUUUUCUCGUUUAUAGUAGCCCUGUAUGUAUUGGUCACCACCAGAUAGUGCCUUAUCGAUUUAAAAUAAAAUCUAUUGUAAAUCAGUACCGCUAGUAGGCAGCGUUUUUUGCCUUGUUUUAUAUAUUAUUAUUUUCCCUUCUCCCAAUCAAGUCAUGUACAGGUUUAGGUUUCAUACACGCAAAUACACUCAAGUAGUGAAAAGCGUCCGGCCUACUAGGAUUAUUCGAUCGCUUUUAUCAAUUCAGAAUAAACCUACUUUUUUUCUUGCACAUCCCUAUUUCGUGUGUGCACAUUUUCUAGCAAUCUAACGGUAAUUUAAGUCAGAAGAAAAAUGAAAGCGAAAGCUUCAUAAAACUAAUAUGAUUUUUUUUUCAAAUAAUCUAAGGAAACGAAACCAAUUGUGCAUAAAUAAGAGUGAAACGAAAGUUAUAAACGAUUCAGUGGAGUUCUGGUCAAAUCCCGUAGUGCGCAAACGAUCCGAGAACCUCCCCUAGCUUCGUUGAGUGUUAGUAAACUUUUUGUUUGAUAAAUUUCUUUAUUGUGAUCAUAGUUUGUAAUAACUACUAAGCCUACUGCCAUCUGUGUUACUAGGAGACAAUGAUAACGAGCGCGAGCGAACUAGCGAGCGAUAAAAGACAACCAAUCUAAGUAAGCUGUGCUAUUGACUCUAGCACAAGGGAGAAGCUAGUAAGAGAUAACGAGAAAGCUUGGGAGCAGGGGAGAUUCGUCGACAUCGUACACAAUGCGGCAAUGUCUUCCGGUAGGCGGCCACAUCUCCUGAAUAUUUGCUUUAAUUUUUCAUUGUGAGGUUAGAUUGUAAGAGAGAGAAAAAACAGAGUUUAACAUAUUAUAUUUGUAUAAAAGAAAAAGUAAGGUAGAACGAAACACUCAGAAAUCUUCCAUUAGUUGUAGGCAGAACAGGAACACUUAAAAAAACGCAGAUUUAUGAUUGGUGAAGUAUACAUGAACUAUACUAUUUUGUAUAGAUUUUCACCGCAAUGCAACGCAUAUGUAAGGAGUUUUUGUUUCCCGUAAGCCUAGAGUUCUUUUUUCGGUUCGAAUCGAGUCGCCCCCCGGAGCCAAACCAUCUCUCUUUCUGCUAUUAUCCAAACGGUACGAUAAUAUUUGUGAUUUUUUUAAUGCUAGUUAGCCUACGCAAAACCUGAAUAAAAGUCAAUUUUCUUAAUAAAAAAGGAAUUCCUUUGUUUUUUUUUUCUAGAAGGAAAAAUAGUGAUCGCCACUCUUAUUAGUCAUAGGCUACUGCAUUACUUUCUAUAAUCUCCGGUGAAAAGCAAACGGUAAGACGAAUGGCAAUAAGCAAGAUAAAAAGAUCUCUCAAAGUUUUUUCUACUUAUUUAUUGCAUUUUUAUAGCCGCCUAACUUAUUUAAAUUGUAUACGUAAAGUGUAAGUACUUGCCCUUUGCUAGUUUUACUCACCCGUACAUUGAAAGAGCAAACAAACAACACCCGCGCCGUGCUUCUUGAGUCCAAUUCAGUGGAGUACGCAAAUUUAAUCAUAAUGCAAACAAACUUACUACCUAAAUAUGUGAAAGUGUGUAAUAGACGCAAACACACACACCUAUUUCAUUGGUUUAUUCUGCAUUGAGUCAGUUCCUUCCGGGUGUGCUACCACCCACAUAACUCCAUUCCUCCUGUCGUCGAUAAGCGAACAGAAUGAAACAACAAACAAUCAAGUCUUCCAACAACAAAACAAUCAUACGACCAUUGGGGCCGCUGCCCGAUAUGCGUGGCUGUGUGCGUGUGUGAGUGGAUAAGUGGCGAUUGGCCGGUGUUUUUGAAUCGUGUAGAAAAUAGUUAGUAAUCUGAGGAAAGGAAACCGUCGCGACUCGAUUAGAACCUAUUUUGAUUGACCCUUCGGGAGAAACCGACCCACUCAUUCCAGGAGUAUAUGAUAUAAUAUCGAAACAUCUAAUGCCUAAUGCUAAGUGAGUAGUAAACCAAACUGAUAUCCAUCAACAAUAGACACGCACAGAGUCUGAGAAAAGCCCGAAAAAGACGUAUCUAUUUAAAUGUUAUAUUUUACUUUGUGUAAUAAUAUUGUAUGCUAUUUAAUUAUUUAUGACGAAUUUUUCAUUAGCAAGCAAAUGAUAAAAAAACGCUGAUAUUUAAAACAAACAACCUUAUCAAAUUUAGAAUCGAUCAUUAAACACGAUACAAACAAUACACAUCUAAAAAUGUAGUAGAAUAAUGUGGGCGAAUGAUUGUUUGCUACGUGCUCUGAUAGCAUAACUAUUUAGGAACAUAUCCUAUAAUACAAAAAAAGCAAGCAAAUCGAAGGGGCCAUCUUUUUUGCAAUCCUGAUUUAUUUACUAUACUCUAUUAUUAUAUUCGUGUACAUUUAAUAGGAACAACAACAAUAAAAUAAAUGAUGAAUCAACAA
Malaya genurostris is the source of this 5820-nucleotide messenger RNA. It is a transcript of the gene Tis11, whose product is annotated as protein TIS11. Gene Ontology annotation, molecular function: metal ion binding; mRNA binding. The transcript has 4 exons. NCBI's taxonomy places the organism in Eukaryota, Metazoa, Arthropoda, Insecta, Diptera, Culicidae. The record is from RefSeq and is a predicted model, not a curated record. The coding region runs from base 851 to 2287 and encodes 478 amino acids.